Penicillium vulpinum is the source of this 402-nucleotide messenger RNA. RefSeq lists its product as uncharacterized. The record is from RefSeq and is a predicted model, not a curated record. The coding region runs from base 1 to 402 and encodes 133 amino acids. NCBI's taxonomy places the organism in Eukaryota, Fungi, Ascomycota, Eurotiomycetes, Eurotiales, Aspergillaceae. The transcript is spliced from 2 exons.
AUGAAUCCGACAUUGAAAUGGGGGAAGCUCCCAAGCGCCCACUACAACCUCCUGUUCGAAGAGGUCGUUCAUCCAGAUACCGCGGAAUUCCCUCAUCGACACCCUACAGCACAACGUAGGCAUAGGGCUGGCCACCAAGGCCCAGCACACCAUGAACCGGGUUUCUGCAAUGGUGGUAAGGUCAGAAAGCGGGCUGACCGUGUCACGCAAGCCCAUCGGUUUCCCGAUGGCACAUCCUGGCAUAUCUCCCCAGAUGAGGUCCCUAUCAGUCUUGGCCGACUCGCCAUAAGUUCCGGUGGUAUCACAAGCCAGGAUCCAUUUGCUUCUUUGUCGUCAAAUGCCCGAAAGAUCGAACUGAGCAAGACGCAAAAUCUGAAACUGGAUUGCACCAGUAUGAGCUGA